Molecule: messenger RNA, 2245 nt
Organism: Closterium sp. NIES-67
Lineage: Eukaryota; Viridiplantae; Streptophyta; Zygnematophyceae; Desmidiales; Closteriaceae
Source: the annotation of a GenBank genome assembly
CUCCCAUCUUAUAUUUGCUCUGCCCUUCUUUCCAGAGCUCUUUCUCUCCUCUCAAGACCUGGUACUUUCCAGGCUCUUUGUUGAAGCUUAGCUAAGCUUAGCCUCUCCGCAUUUCGCGGUAAGAGAGCUCUUUGAGCAGUCGAGCCGUCUGCUUCUCCGCGCAUUCGCAAAAAUCCGCUCGUUCUAGCUUCCAGGCGAGCUAACCUAAUACCGUUAUGGCACUUUCCUGCGGAAGCUGCACCGUCGGCAAGGCGACCGCCAGCCUGGCGCUAAAAAAGGACGAAACCCUCGCGUCCGCUAAGAGCGCCGUCAUCAUGUCGCCCAUGCCACGUGUCGAGAAGCUCAGCAUCGCCGGCAAGAAGACCGCAGCGGUCGCCGUUAGCGUGAGGUCGCAAGCGGUCGCUACUGCUACCACGAAGCGCGGAGCGGAGGUGGAGUUCGAGAGCAAGGUGUUCACCAAGGAGAAGAUCAACCUCGCCGGCCGCGAGGAGUACAUCGUCCGCGGCGGGCGCAACCUCUACCCGCUGCUCCCCGAGGCCUUCAAGGGCAUCAAGAAGAUCGGCGUCAUCGGCUGGGGCUCCCAGGGCCCUGCUCAGGCGCAGAACAUCCGCGACUCGCUCGCUGAGAUCAACUCCGACAUCACCGUUUCGAUUGGUCUGCGCCCCAACUCAUCGUCCGCGAAGGAUGCGCGCCGAUGCGGAUUCACGGAGGAGGCGGGCACCCUGGGUGACGUCACCACUGUGAUCUCCGAGAGCGACCUCGUGAUCCUCCUCAUCUCCGAUGCCGCUCAGGCGGACAACCACGAGGCGAUCCUCGGCGCCAUGAAGCCCGGAGCCGUCCUGGGCCUCUCCCACGGGUUCCUCCUGGGUCACCUGCAGUCGCAGGGGAAGUCGUUCCGCGACGACAUCAGCGUGGUGGCGGUGUGCCCCAAGGGCAUGGGGCCGUCCGUGCGGCGCCUCUAUGUCCAGGGCAAGGAGGUCAAUGGCUCCGGCAUCAACGCUUCCUUCGCCGUGCACCAGGACGUGGACGGCCGCGCGACUGACGUGGCGCUGGGCUGGUCUGUAGCCCUGGGGUCGCCCUUCACCUUCGCCACAACCCUCGAGGACGAGUACAAGAGCGACAUCUUCGGGGAGCGAGGCAUUCUCCUGGGAGCCGUGCACGGGCUGGUGGAGUCUCUGUUCCGGCGGUACACUGCGGGGGGCAUGAGCGAUGAGGAGGCGUUCAAGAACACCGUCGAGUGCAUCACGGGCAACCUGUCCAAGACCAUCUCCACCAAGGGCAUGCUGGCGGUGUAUGACUCCCUCUCAGAGGAGGGCAAGAAGGAGUUCGAGACGGCCUAUGCUGCCUCGUACCACCCUGCCAUGGACAUCCUCCUCGAGUGCUAUGAGGACGUGGCUUGCGGCAACGAGAUCCGCUCUGUUGUCCUUGCAGGCCGCCGCUUCUCUCCCAAGGAGGGCUUCCCCGCGUUCCCCAUGGGCAAGAUCGACCAGACCCACAUGUGGAAGGUCGGGGAGAAGGUCCGCGCAGCCCGCGCUCCCGGCGCCCUGGGUCCCCUCCACCCGUUCACGGCGGGCGCGUACGUGGCGGUGAUGAUGGCGCAGAUCCAGGUGCUGCGGCUCAAGGGGCACUCGUACAGCGAGAUCUGCAACGAGAGUGUGAUCGAGGCCGUCGAUUCCCUCAACCCGUUCAUGCAUGCGCGCGGCGUGGCCUUCAUGGUGGAUAACUGCUCCACCACCGCCCGGCUGGGGUCCAGGAAGUGGGCCCCCCGCUUCGACUACAACCUCACGCAACAGGCGUUUGUGGCAGUGGAUAACAACGCCCCGGUUGAUGCCGCCAUCAUCAAGGCGUUCAAGACUGACCCCGUGCACGAUGCCCUGGCCGGCUGUGCCUCCCUGCGUCCCUCUGUUGACAUUGCGGUUACCGCUGAUGCCGACUAUGUCAGGGAGGAGCUCCGCCAGUAGUGAGUUUCAGUUCAGCAGCUCUGAAGCGCUGUGGUUGCAAUCCAACGUCCUUGCCUGUUUUGCGCACUUGGAACUGAUUGAACAUUUGGCAAUGUUAGGGAGGAGUCGUAGUUGUCUGAGCACGGACAAGCUGAUAAAGAAACACAGAUUGGUGCUUGAAAAUCAUGGGUGUGAUGCCUUGAUAGAAGCGAGAUGUUCAAGAACGAGGUGUAAGGUUCAGUUAGUAUUUCUAUCAAUCGUUUUGCUAACGGCCAUUUUGAGGAGUCUCCAAGUGACAGAGACGA